AUGGCGAAUAACGACGAACACUCGGAAGAUUCGAACUCCAAUAGAGAAGACUCGUUCGAGGUUGUUAAACAACGUCUCAAGGAUCGAUCAAAGAAAGUUGUUCAGACAAGAGAAUUAUUGACUAGACAAGCGGUGCAGACACGCGAGAUCUUAUCGAAACAGGCCGUUAAGAUCGCCAAACAAGCCGAAGAACACGAGAGAUUCAUCAAUAAGGUUACACACCUUGUUGGGGUGCUCGGGUUUGGAGGAUUUUGUUUCCUACUUGGGGCAAGGCCACAGGACAUUCCUCUCGUUUACUGCUUCUUCUAUGUCAUCUUUGUUCCUCUUAGAUGGAUAUAUUACCGGUUUAAAAAAUGGCAUUAUUAUCUUCUGGACUUUUGUUACUACGCCAACACAAUCUUCUUGGUUGAUCUUCUUCUGUACCCUAAAAAUGAAAAGCUCUUCAUGGUUUGCUUUUCCUUUGCAGAGGGACCAUUGGCAUGGGCGCUUAUUGUCUGGCGUUGCAGCCUGGUUUUUAGUUCCCUCGAUAAGAUUGUUAGUGUCCUUAUACAUCUCUUGCCUGGGCUCGUGUUCUUCACAAUUAGGUGGUGGAAUCCAGCGACUUUUGCAGCUAUGCACCCUGUAGGCACUGCUCGUAGGGUUUCAUGGCCUUACGUGGAAGAUAAAUCUUACCUUUUCACAUGGCUGUUUCUCAUACCCUUGGUGGUUUAUACUCUUUGGCAAGUGCUCUAUUUUCUGAUCGUCAAUGUCCUGCGUAGGCAGAGACUCUUGAGAGAUCCUGAAGUUAUGACUUCGUACAGAGAGCUGUCGAAGAAAGCUCAAAAGGCGAACAAUAAGUUGUGGCAGCUAAGCGGUCUGCUAGGGGAUCAGAAUCGUAUGUGGAUGUACAUCCUGUUCCAGGCCAUCUUCACGGUGGCUACCAUGGCAUUGACCGUGCCUAUCUUCUUAUCGUAUAGACUUCACGUCAUCUUUCAGAUCCUGAAGAUUUCGGCGGCUGUGUGGAACGGAGGUAGCUUUUUACUAGAGGUAAUGCCACGACAAGUGAUCCAAAAAGAGAAGAAAAAAACAGAGAUGCAGCCAAUAGAGGAGCAGCUGCCACCUCCCACUCACAAUGAGGCAAAAUCUAUCACUGAAACAUGAGGAGGUACAUAUAAAAUAUCCUGAUGCAUGUCAGAAUGGAACUGACAAACGAUGACUCUUUUUUUCUUCUCAAAGUGAUGACCGUUUUUUAUUCUUUUUUAUUACGGUUUGUCCUUGUUACAUCGUUUUAAAGGGUCAUAGUAAAUGAACUUGUAGUUGCCUUUUCCUUUUAGUUGC
Messenger RNA from Eruca vesicaria subsp. sativa (arugula), 1317 nucleotides. NCBI's taxonomy places the organism in Eukaryota, Viridiplantae, Streptophyta, Magnoliopsida, Brassicales, Brassicaceae. The record is from the annotation of a GenBank genome assembly.